AUGAAAAGGCAUUCCUGUAAUUCCUGCUCUAAAAAUUUUUCCACACAACAAGCACUUUCAAAUCACAGAAAAACACAUAAAUUGAAAUUAUAUUAUGAUAACAAUGUUAGUUUGAUUGAUUUGAAUGAAUCAAUGGCAAAAAAAAUAUAUAAAGAUAUUACAAAAGGCAGUGUUGAUGAACUUUCAAUCAGUAAUGUAAAAUUUACAAUUAAUGACAUACCUGUUGAUGAUAAUUUUAACAGAGAAUUUGAUAAUAAUCCAAAAAGUUCUUAUGAUUUUCUUGAUGAAUUUCCUGACAUCCACAUUAAUGAGGAUGCAGAAUACAAAGAAUUCAUGAUUUUAAUAACAAAACAUAACAUUUCACAUUCAUUAGGUGAUGAAAUCUUGAAGUUAAUUAAAAAACAUUCAAAACCAAAUUUGAUUUUUCCAAUUUCAACUAAAUCUGGAAAAGAAGCUUUAGAUAAAAUGAAAGAUCCAGUUUUAAAUUUCAAUAAAGCUAAAUUAUUAGAAUAUAAUGGUAUAGAAUAUUUCUUUUAUUUUAGAACAAUAGUGGAUGCAGUAUCAGAGAUAUUUUCGAACAAAGAAAUUUUUAAUGCAAGCAUAUUUAAUUAUCAAGAAGUUUACAAUAAUAAUAAGAGAUGCUAUAAAGAGCUUUAUAAUAGCAAUUGGUGGAAAGAGAUUGAAAAAAACAAUCCUCCUGGCUGUAAAAUUUUAUCAAUCAUCUUGUAUUCAGAUAAAACAAAUUGUGAUUCUCUGGGGAAGACAUCUCAGCAUCCAAUUUAUUCAACAAGUGGCAACAUUCCUUAUGAAUACAGAAACAAGUAUAAAUCAAAAGUUUUACCUGGAUAUAUUCCAAUUCUAGAUGGAUCCAAAAGCAUCAAAAAAACAACAGAAUUCAGAAAGUUAGUUCUUUUGAUGUUCCACAAUGCUAUGUCAAUACUUAUCAAACCUUUGAUUGAGCAAGAAAAAGAUGGUAUUUAUCUUUUUUUACAUGGGGAGUUAAUAUGGUUUAAAAUAAAAAUUUCAUUAAUAAUUAGUGAUUGGCCAGAAGCUUGUACAUUUUGUUUAACAUAUAAAACAAGUAAUUCAAGUAGACCAUGCUACACUUGUUUAACUUCAAGGGAUCAGCUUAAUAAUAUGAAUUUGUCAAAUGAAUCUUUAAUUUUAAGGACUCCAAACCAAAUGAUAGAUAUAAUCGAAGAUGAUCAAUGCAAAGAUUAUUCUGUCCAUCCAUUAAAAAAUUCAUUUUGGAAAUUACCUUACUUAAAUAUUUAUGUUGCAACUAUUCCUGAACACAUGCAUCAUUGUAAUUUAGGACUAUUUCCUUAUCAUCUCAAAUAUACUUGCAAUCUUCUUAAUGAUAUUUCACCAGGUUUAUUGAAGGAGUUGGAUUCACAGUUUGGUAGAAUACCACGUUUUACUGGAUUAAAAAUUUUUAAAAAUGGACUUGAAAAUAUAUCAAGGUUUACAGCUGCUGAAUAUAGGGAUAUAAUGAAGAUCAUGCCUUUUAUAAUAGAUAACAUACUGGAAAAUAACUGUACCUUAAACAAGAAGUUAACAGAUGUUUAUGUAAAACAGCUACACCAUUGGAGAUAUCAUACAAUACCUUCAAUUAAACUUUUUGGUGCCAUUAAUGGAUUUUCAGCUGAAACCUUUGAAUCUCUGCAUAAAGAAUAUAUCAAGCAACCAUAUCAUUCUACAAAUAAAAACUUUAUUGAUGAGCAAAUGCUUAAUAUUACAACAAGAAGAAGUAAAAUACACAAACUGUUUGGUGUAUCUUUAUAUAAACAAAGGUUAUAA
This is a messenger RNA of Entrophospora candida, 1800 nucleotides long. Lineage: Eukaryota; Fungi; Glomeromycota; Glomeromycetes; Entrophosporales; Entrophosporaceae. The record is from the annotation of a GenBank genome assembly.